ACAAAGCCAAGGCUUGCGUGCACGGACGCAACGGAUGAAACUAGUAGGGAGAAAACCGUCUUCAGUACAGUUGCUUUAAUAGGGUGUAGCUAAACUGGGAAUUGUUUUUUUUUGUGUGAUCGACGAGUCACGACUGUGUGUUGGACAUCUCUUGUACGAAAAUGGAAGACAGACAUUGUGGAUUCUACGGUUUGAUUUUCGUUUUCAUUUGUUUACUGCACUUCACAAAUGGCGAGCUUGACUAUUCAAUUCAGGAGGAGAUGAAGCUUGGUUCUAUCAUUGGAAAUAUAGCAAAGGAUCUUGGGAUAGACGUUGGAAGAUUGACUGCUCGCAAAGCUCGUAUUGAGACGGAACGAAAUACAGCAUACUGUGAUAUAAAUCGUCGUACAGGAGACCUGACCGUCGCGAAGAGAAUAGACAGAGAAGAGCUCUGUGGAGAAAAGGCUUUGUGUUUCCUCAAAUUUGAGCUUCUAUUUGAAUCUCCCUUAGAAUUGCAUCGCAUGUCACUGAAAAUCGACGACAUCAACGAUAACACACCACUGUUCCCGAAGGAUACAAUCAAACUGGAAAUUAGAGAAUCCGCUGACAAAGGAGCUCGCUACCGCGUCAACGCGGCCCAUGAUGCAGAUGUCGGCCAGAACGGCGUUCAAAGCUACAUGCUCCAGGAAAAUAAUCAUUUUAUUUUAAAUACUCAAACCACAAGUGCUGGAAUCAAAUAUGCUGAAUUGGUUUUAAAUCAAGAAUUAGACAGAGAGGAACAAAAGGGAAUUAAAUUAUUGUUAACGGCUCUUGACGGUGGUACUCCUCAGAGAUCCGGUACUCUAACUAUAGACGUCACUGUGUUGGACGCUAAUGAUAACGCCCCUGUGUUUAGUCAGGCCGUGUAUGAAGCCAGCCUGCCGGAAAACUCUCCGUUGAAAACUCACGUAAUCACUGUCGGCGCUACUGACGCAGACGAGGGCGUUAAUGGAGAGGUUACAUAUGAAUUUAACAAAAUGUCAGAUAAGUCACGAAUGCUUUUUUCACUUGAUCAGAAAACAGGUGACGUUACUGUUAUAAGUGACAUUGACUUUGAAGAAGGAUCGAAAUAUGAAAUAUAUAUAGAGGCCAAAGAUGGUUAUGGUCUCUCUACAGAUACAAAAGUUAUUAUAUUUAUUACAGACGCCAAUGACAAUGCUCCAAUCAUAUCGUUAAAAUCGUUGACCAAUCCAGUGCCUGAGAAUGUAUCACCUGGUACAGAAGUAGGAAUAAUUAACGUGCAGGAUAUGGAUUCAGAACAGAACCGACAGAUCCGUUGCUUUAUUCAACAAAACGUGCCAUUUAAUCUAAUUCCUUCUAUCAAAAACUAUUAUUCUCUGGUGACCACCGAUAAACUAGAUCGCGAAUUAAUGCUUCAUUAUAACAUUACAAUUACUGCUAUCGACGAGGGCUCUCCACCUCUGUCCUCAUUAAAAACUGUUCAAGUCUCUAUCGCUGAUGUCAACGACAACCCACCUGUGUUUGAGGAACAGUCGUAUAGCAGCUAUGUCCCUGAGAACAACAAACCGGGCCACAGCCUGUGUUCUGUUAAGGCCCUUGACCCAGACUGGAGACAAAACGGUACAGUGAUCUAUUCUCUUUUACCUGGUGAAGUCAACGGUGCUCCAGUCUCCUCUUAUCUAUCUGUUAAUGGAGACACCGGAGUGAUCCAAAGUGUCAGGUCAUUUGAUUAUGAACAGUUUCGGAGCUUUAAAGUCUAUGUAAUGGCACGAGACAAUGGAUCUCCUCCGCUCAGCAGCAACGUGACUGUGAGUGUCUUCAUAACGGAUGUAAAUGACAACACUCCUCAGAUACUUUAUCCCGCCCCGGAGGGAAACUCCUUCAUGACUGAACUGGUACCCAAAGCUGCACAAGGAGGUUCUCUGGUUUCCAAGGUGAUAGCAGUUGAUGGGGACUCUGGACAGAACGCCUGGCUGUCCUAUCAGAUCAUUAAGUCCACUGAUCCAGGACUUUUCAAAAUCGAUCUGCACAGUGGGGAGAUCAGGACCCAGAGAGACAUUUCUGAUUCUGACAACAUGAAACAGAACAUUGUAGUCUCUGUAAAGGAUAACGGACAGCCCUCCCUCUCUGCUACAUGUUCCAUGUUUUUACUGAUUUCUGAUAACUUGGCUGAAGUACCAGAACUGAAGGACAUGGCUUAUGAAGACAGCAGUUCUAAAUUAACAUCUUAUCUGAUCAUCGCGCUGGUAUCCGUCUCCACCUUUUUCCUGACCUUCAUUAUUAUCAUUCUGGGAUUGAGGUUUUGUCGGAGGAGAAAGCCCAGACUGUUAUUUGAUGGAGCGGUUGCUAUUCCCAGCUCUUAUCUCCCUCCAAACUACGCAGAUGUGGACGGCACUGGAACUUUACGCAGCACAUGUAAUUAUGAUGCGUAUUUAACCACUGGAUCUAGAACAAGUGACUUUAAAUUUCUCACGUCUUACAAUGACAACACACUGCCUGCAGACCAGACCCUGAGAAAAAAUGCAACAGACUUUGAAGAAGUGUUUGGAGACCUUGAUGUUUCACCAGAGGUAAGACAGUUUCACUGUACCAACUUUUAAAGCCUUACCUGUGUUUAGACCACACGCUCUCACCAGCACCACCUGAUGACUUAUUUGAUUUGUUUUCUCAAAUGGAAUCGAUUUUUUUUCUAGUACAAUAGCUGUAUCUCUGCUUUUUUCCUGCUCUGUCUUUUUUGUAAUACCUUGUUUCCUGGAAAUUAUACGAUUUGUGAUGUUUUUAUUUUUAUUUUUAUAUGAGGGAAAUCAAUGUUCAUGUUUUAUUGAUGACCAGAAGUCCACAUGGUUAAUGCAUGAUUGCAUUAAAGGUGUUGUAAUAGGUGCCAAAAUGAUUCAUGAAUCUGGAAGCUCCAUUGCUUAUAUUGACAUGGACUGUCUGUCUCCGCUGGAGCAGGUCACUGCAUAAUCAUAAACCUGCCUGUAGAUGAGCUGCAACCAACUGAAUAAUGCAGUCAUGAUGUGGAGAAUGUCAUGCUUUGCAGCAACAUCCAUUUAAAUGAUGUACCAGCUUUGUGUGUGUGUAUGUGUGUGUGUGUGUGUGUUUGUGUGCACGUGUGUGCGCAUGUUAAACGCACAACUGUGACCUACUUAAUCAGCCUUUGUAAUGGUGCUGUUUUGAUGUGGUAGUGGACCCUACUGAGGAUCUGAAUGUCCUUCACCUGGAUUAUGAAUAAAUAUGAGAGAUUA
This is a messenger RNA of Gadus morhua (Atlantic cod), 3224 nucleotides long. RefSeq names its product protocadherin gamma-A11-like. Gene Ontology annotation, biological process: homophilic cell-cell adhesion. The coding region runs from base 162 to 2579 and encodes 805 amino acids. Gene Ontology annotation, cellular component: plasma membrane. The record is from RefSeq and is a predicted model, not a curated record. The transcript is spliced from 2 exons. Lineage: Eukaryota; Metazoa; Chordata; Actinopteri; Gadiformes; Gadidae. Gene Ontology annotation, molecular function: calcium ion binding.